CAUUCACCAAGCAGAUCAAUAGUUCGGAUGAUCAUCCCAGGACGACAGGCACGAAGGAAAAGCUGGCUUGAGCCAACCCUCUCUGGGCCAAUUAAAUCCCACUAUCGUGUCAGUGCGAGAUGCGGCGGGCUGAAAAAAGGCACGCGUGCUCGAGAGAGCUGGUUGAAAUAGGAGCUCCGCUGCCUGUCUGCAGCAUCGUCAAGCAAGAAUCACUGGAGCAUCGACUUUCAACAUGCUGUCUCACGCUCUCAAGUCGCUCGUGGCUAUACUGGCCUUGGGCACUGCUGUCACAUCAGCAGCCAGCUCCCAGGCGAUCAUGAGCCGUCGUGUCACCGAGUAUUUGAUGCCGGUCACUGCUCAAACGCAUGAACCUGCACGCGUGCCGAACACAAACUUCGUGCUGUUGACCCAGAUGUCAAGCAGUGAGCUUGUCAAAAUCGAGCUCGAUGCAACCACCGAGGAGCCCAUCGCGUACCAGUCAUUUCCCAUGGGCAAGAACAGCAGCUCGAUGCUUCAUGGUGCCUGGCCGUCCGCGAAAUACCCCGGUCUAAUGUGGCUGUCCCUCCAAGGCGACAACAAGCUGAUCCUCGUCGACCCUGGCAAGGACCUUGAGACUGCGCCGCAGAUCAAACACACCAUCAACAUCCCCAAGCCCGGCAAGGGUCCUCACUGCGUGUUUGAGAUUGGGAACCGUGUCUGGGCCGGCCUCAAGGAAGCCUCUACGCAAACCGGCCAGUACUAUGCCUUCUCUGCCGAUCUCCGCAACUCCUCCGACUACAAGCUAUACCAGUCUCUCAACAGCCCUGUUUUCAUCAGAGAGGAGCCCACCACCGGCCUGAUCUACGUGACACAAGACAACGACUCGUCCAUCAUGCGCAUCGAUCUCACCACCGAUGAGACAACACAGAUGCCAAUCCCCCCCCGCGUCGGCAACAACGCUGUUGGCAUGAUGUCUGCCACUGGCCCCCUCAGUGGUGUCUGGUUCACUCUUGCUGGGAACGCGACCGGCGGUACCGGCACCUUCGGCCACAUCGGUGCGGAUGGCAAGAUGAAAUUCUUCUCCCUUCGACACAAGGUUCUCGGCGGCAAUGCUGGCCUGCUCCAUGUCGCGGAUGCCUCGACAUCGGACGAGCCAGCACUGUGGCUCCUGUCCACCUCACUGCUCAGCACCGACUCGCCCGAUGCCCUAAUCCGCGUCACCUUCGACCAAUCCGUUUCCACUAUCAAGGGCGAGGAGUAUAUCUCACUACCAACACAGAAUGCCAAGACCCACCGGGUGCUCGUCUUGGACUCAUCUGUUUUAGUUUCGGAGCUUAACACUUUCGCCCUCGCCCAGCUCAAGUACGACAACACCGUUGCAGGGCAGUGGCUGCCAUCUAAGGUUGUCGGCGACACCAAGGUUUACGAUGAGGCAGGCUAAAUGGCGAGACCUUUUUACCGAGAGAGAUUAGACAUAUAUAUAUCUAUAAUUGUACUGGUGUUGAUUGAGGCCAACUAUAGUUCACAAUGUAGACUAUCUUCGGGGGUGUGCAUUCUUUCUCAAAUAGGGCAGCCAUCGAGGCAGAAAUAGAGUAUACUAAAAUACUACUAUGCAUUGGUGACGUCCCGAGAUUGCCCAGGCAUGGUGUGGGCACUGGUCGCAACUCAUUGAAGAGCCCAUGAGGAAACGAUACCUUCGCGAGCAGCUGGCCUCUC
Molecule: messenger RNA, 1695 nt
Organism: Aspergillus versicolor CBS 583.65
Lineage: Eukaryota; Fungi; Ascomycota; Eurotiomycetes; Eurotiales; Aspergillaceae
Exons: 1
Coding region: 233-1420 (395 amino acids)
Molecular function (GO): protein binding
Source: RefSeq, a predicted model, not a curated record